UGAAGAAUGAAGAAAUUUUAAACACCUAGUUGUAGUUGAUUAAUUUCAAAGGCUAGUAGGAACUAGUUAAGUCUGCUCGACUAGAAAAAGUUAUCUAUGAGCCAGAACAUAUUUUUGAAACACAGCGUUUUGAUACCUUAAUAUUAACUAUGGUUUUCUUGAAAUGUUAGAAACAUAUUCCAUUAAGCCUAACCAAGAAUCCUUCGUAUAGUUAUCUUUUCUCUCGUUUACUUUUUAUUUUCAUCUUCGAGUAACAUGACAAUGCCAGAAAAUACUGGGUUUCUGUCGACAUACGGCACAGAGCAACAUUUACUCAUUGAAUACUUUUUUCGAUGAGUUUUUGUUUUCUUCGUUCUUCUUCAAAGAUAAUGGCAACAGAAUUGGUUAGGACUUUUCGUACUACUGAUUGACCCAUACUCUAAUGAGGAAAGUCAGAUUCGCUGACUCUACUUAAUACGCGAUCCUCUCGAUAUUUCCUACAAUCCAAUAAGCUUUAUAAUCCGUUGAAAUCCGUUCUCGAAAAAACUAUGGAAAUUUCAAUGUUCAUUUCUUAUGUUUCGUCUGUUUACAUGUGAUGACAUCCAAGGUGACUACGGCAUUAUAAUAUACUACUUAAUAUUACAUUUUGAGAGUCAGGUGAUGGAACGCGGGUAGUGGAUCCUUGAUUACUCCUUGAUUACUCCUUGAUUACUCCUUGAUUCCUUGACUCCUUAAUUACUCCUUGGACAAAGAAAAAAUUCGGGUAUAAAAAAGGGAUGUGAGAAGAAAAAUGUUUGCUUUAAACAAACAUCUUUUACCUUUCUUGAUUAUUUGAUAUCCGGCCGCCUUUCAAAAACGCUUGAAAAAAUGUCGAUUCAACAACUUGUCUUAGUUACUGGUGUCACAGGCUUCGUUGGAGCCCAUGUUGCUGUGUCUUUGCUCAAAAAAGGUUACCGUGUACGUGGUACCGUCCGUUCCAUGGAAAAGGCUAACGAGCUUGUCCGCUUAAAUCCCGAUCUCAAAGACAAGAUCGAGUUUGUCAUCGUCAAGGACAUUGUUGAACCCGAUGCGUUUAAGGAUGCUGUCAAGAACUGCGAUUAUAUCUGUCACGUUGCUUCUCCUUUUUUCUUUGACAAAGUAGAUAAUAAUAAGACUCAACUUUUGGACCCCGCUGUUAAAGGUACACUCAGUGCCUUGGAGGCUGCCAUGAAUGAGCCUAGGAUAAAGCGUGUAGUUAUUACUUCUUCCUUUGUUGCUAUGGCAGACUUCAGCAUCGAUCCAUAUACGGGUUAUAACUAUACUGAAAAGGACUGGAAUCCGGUUAGUUAUGAGGAGGCUGUAAGUACUAAGGAUGGUUUUGUUGCUUAUGCUGCCUCUAAAAAGUUUUCUGAAAAGGCAGCCCGCGAAUUCGUAAAAGAGAAACAAACUCAUUUCGAUAUCUGCACUGUUAACCCAAUCUUUGUGUUUGGACCACCCAUCCAUCCCAUGAACAGUAUGGAAUCUUUGAACACUUCUAACCUAAUUAUAUGGAACCUCAUUAAUGGUUCCAAGGUACAACCCGAUUUCCAACAAUUUCAAGUCGAUGUUCGUGACCUUGCCAAUGCCCAUAUCCUUGCUAUGACUAAACCGCAAUUGAGUAACGGCCGUUUGCUCUUAUCUCAAGGAAGCUUCACAACUGACGGUAUUUGCAAAAUUCUUCGUGAAAAAUUCCCUGACAGGAAGGAUGUCAUAUCUGAGCCAACUGAUGUCCCUUUUAACGAAAAGCAUUAUGUAUUGGAUAAUUCUUACUCCAAGUCCCUUGGUUUGCAAUACUACAGCGAAGAGCAAACCUAUGUUGACACUGCUUUGAUGCUUUGGGCCCGUGCUAAGCAAUUAGCUAAAGCCAAGCAACUUGCUUAAAGGUUGCAAUUUAGAAAUGUUUUGCUCUUCAUCAUUUAUCAUUUAGUUUUAGGGGUUCUAAGAACGUUUCUGCUUAAGAUUGUGAUAUUGUAAUUUGCAAAGUUAUAGUAUUGAAAUCUGCAAGUUUUCCUUAGAAUAAAAAAAAAAGACUGAUGCAUGCAUUAACAUUCUUCUGACUCGCCCAAUCUCUUCUUCUUUCCCUUUCCUUUAGAAAAAUAUAUAGCUAAAUAAAACAAUAUUAAAAUUGAAAGUUUCAG
Molecule: messenger RNA, 2135 nt
Organism: Schizosaccharomyces cryophilus OY26
Lineage: Eukaryota; Fungi; Ascomycota; Schizosaccharomycetes; Schizosaccharomycetales; Schizosaccharomycetaceae
Product: flavonol reductase/cinnamoyl-CoA reductase family
Exons: 1
Coding region: 847-1878 (343 amino acids)
Molecular function (GO): oxidoreductase activity, acting on the CH-OH group of donors, NAD or NADP as acceptor
Source: RefSeq, a predicted model, not a curated record